AACUGGAAACAGCCUCCACUCACAAUGAGGAGGAUAGUGCCUUGGCCCAGAUUUGUAGAUGCAAACUGUAGCAGAGCAACCAGGUCUCAGGGACAACAAGGGCUCAAGGGAGAGAGAGUACACAGCCUGCUGUCUGAGGAGCCAGGCCUUACGUUUUGGGUUUUCUCUCCACAAAGAUGCACUCUGUCUAAACUGUGUGGCUGUGUGGCUGGCCGUUGCUGGACUGCUGUACAAGGGGAAAUAUAUUUCAUAAAAGGCCCAAUGUUCGUAGUCUCCUUUGGUUUGCUGUUGAGCUCUGGAAAUCCUGAGGUGUGACCAGUUUUCAGCCUUCAAAACUGAGAUGAACUGCCCUUGAGAGGGAGUAGUCAGAGAGGAGACAUGUUCACCCUCUCUCUCCUGAGCCGAGGGCAUGGGAAGCUGGCCCAGAACAAACAGAAGUUGGAAGUCUAUUUUGAACCAGAGGACUAUUUGAACUGGAAGUCUCCAGAAGACUACAUCCUUGUCAGUAAAGCCCAGAAUGGGGACAGUGCCAGCCAGCACUCCUGGAACCUCUUUCUUCCUAAGACCUUCAGCACAAGGAAGGGGGCACUGAUUCUCUACUCAGAAGGGCUAGCUGUGUCAGCAUGGACACCCAGAGACAGGAAAAGAGGUCCCAGGAAGAAGCAGGACCUUGGACUGCACACACUUCGGGACCUCAAAGAAGCCAUCUUGGCAUAUGGAAGGAGAAAGAGGAAGCAGGACAGCGCCUGGCGGCCUUACCUCUACUUCCGAAGCAAGCCAGAGAGCCAGACCCAACGGCAGAUCCAGCCUGGGUAUUCGGCCAAAAGAUACCUCCGAGGCUUUCUGCGGACAUGGCCCCCUGACAUCAUGCACCGGCUCCAGUGUGCAGGACACAUCAAGGAUUCUGUGCUGCUCCAGGACAGUCAGCUUGGGAUACCCAAGAAUCUCAGGCCACAACAGGAUCUUUCAGGUGUACCCCCAAAAUACCAUCUCCUGCCUGUCAUCCCUUCAUUUCGGAUUCAACAGAGAUCGUCUUAUGCACAAGGUCUGGAUGAAUGGGAAAUUGAUACAUACAUGGACCAGGGCUCUGUUGCUCAGAACCACAGCAAUCCGGACACGCACCUGAUGUCAGUCAGGAGGCAGCUGUGGCAGGAAGAUGAACUCCAGGCUGAGGACACAUUGAGAGAGAGCCAUCUCCGUGUCCACGCUUCGGAGCAAAGUCACAAUGGAAAGAGUCAGCAAGCCUCCAGGGAGGUCCUUGGGCGGGCCUCAUUCAGUUACUUUCAGCUUCCUACUGACAAAUCCCUCUUCUCGUUCUACUGUGGAGCCUUCCCAGGUAGAAAGGCAGGUCUCAGUGACAAACAAAGGAACAUGAAACCCCACAAGGCCAGAGGCGGCUGCUUGUCACAGGAGCCUCCUGUUGAAAGAUGCCUUUUCCCUCCUUUAGCAUCAGCCGUUGGCUCAGAACAAAAUACCCUUGGGGAAACAAAGAAAAAAAAGGCACUGAGGACUCUGAAAUUACCUCCUGUUUCAGAAGAACCCCCCGGAGUCCUGAAACCCCGGAGGAGCCGAUUUAAAGACAGUGAACCCCCAAAGGAGCUCUUCAUUAUCCCCAUGGAGAUUCAUUUUCAUGCCGCACAACCCCCAAAAGAAAAGGCCAGCAGAAGAGGUGCUCGGCAUCCUGAGUCAGAACCAGAAGAAGCCACACCUUUAUGGUGGCCUCCCAUGAAGCAUCUGUACUUAGAAAGGCCAAGGGGGAUAACGGUGCAUCUCCCAGUGGACAGCAGCCAGGACACACCCUCACCUCAAGGUAGCUCCUCUCUCCCUCCAGCAUCCUACAAGGCAAGGCAGAGAAAGGUUCUCAGCGGAGAGGAAGGACGCCAGGGAGAAGAUGGUGAUAUCCUGGCCCAGAGCGUGAAUCAACCCCUGGGUCUCCUACCCCCGAUGAAAGGAAAGAAAAGUUCAGAGAUCCAGAGAGACAUGGACAGAACCAGGACAUCGGGCUUCAGCAGUCCCACAGGUUGCCCAAAUGAGAGGGCACCGCCAGCAGGACCAGAAGACUCCAGAGAUCUGACAUUGAAACACUUCUUGCUGAGUCCAGAUGGUGAAAACGUCUGCCUGACGCUCCCGAGGCUCAUGGGAACAGAGGUGCUUCCACUGGGACAAGCAAACGCUGGAGCCGGAGCCAGUCUUCAUGGAAAUCUUUAUGAAACCUCCUCACGUUUGGCUCAAGCUGCAGAGAGUCAGGGAGCCCCACAGUCCUUGGAGGCAGCAGCUCAGAAGACGGGAGAGCCUCAAAGAUGUAUAAAUAAAGGGCUGAUAUGUUCAAAUGAAAAAGAAUUUUACACACGCAAGCUGCACAUCGACAUGACGCCGUUCCUGAAGGAACGUGGAAGUGAACUUGACUCUCAUGAAGAACCAGGAGGACCCCUCAGAGGAAAUGCCAAAGACAGCCAAGACCCAGAACUAAGGAACAAGACCCUUGCCUGCCUCAGUACUUCCCUGGCUGAGUACAACCAGCCCUCUGAGGCUGACACCUUAAAGAGCAUGGACGGAGAUUACAAUGUGCACCACCUGCACAGAGGACCUCUAAAACGUGAGCCUGCAUUCCCAAAGAAGUUGGCUUCUGAGACUCCAAGAAAAAAGAAGAAAAGGAGAUCAAAACUGCUCAACCAAAAGACUGGAGUUGGCAUCAAUCAUGGAAAGGAUUUGGUUGACAAAGCUAAGAGGAAGAAAAGAACCAAGACACACCAGGCCAAAGCUCUCAAGAAAGAGAGGGAAGAAAGGGGCCUGGGGCAAGCAGAGGCUGCUGGAGGAAAGCCAAAGCAUUCAAAAAUUAAAAAGAAAUCAGAGCUAACUCCAAAAAAAGAGAAACUGGGAAGAAAAAUGAAAAGGACACAUAAAGAGAGGAAUAUGGAGAUGGCGGCAGGGCUGAGCAAGUCAGACAUCACCAACUCCAAGGAAGCAGGUGGCACCUCACAUCAAGGGCUCCUCCGCUCCCACUCUGCAGCUGGACAACUUUCUCUUGAACUCGAUGCUCUGGAGAGUCAGGUUGCUAUAGAUGGAAGAUUAUCAUCCAUCCAGGCCACAGAUGUUGCUAGUGACAUGGAAUGUGAAGAGGAGAGAAGCCAUGAAGACCCUUCCAAGGCCCUCCAGGAUAAGAAGCAGCAGGAGAAGGCUUCUCGGGACAGAAUUCGAAUAGAGAAGGCAGAGAUGAGAUGGCUGAAGGUGGAGCAGAGGAGAAGGGAGCAGGAGGAGCUGACUUGGCUCCAUAAGGAGCAGCUGGAGAAAGCAGAGAAGAUGAAGGAGGAGCUGGAGCUGGAGCAGCAAAGACGCACUGAGGAGAACCGCCUGAGAAAGCAGAGACUGGAGGAAGAACGGCAGCAACAGGAGGAAGCAGAGAAAAAACGAAGGCUCCAGUUGCAGGCAGCCCGGGAGAGAGCAAGGCAGCAGCAGGAGGAGCUCCGCAGGAAACUGCAAGAAAUACAGAGAAAAAAGCAGCAGGAAGCGGCAGAGAGGGCUGAGGCAGAGAAGCAAAGGCAGAAGGAACUGGAGAUGCAGUUAGCAGAAGAACAGAAACGCCUGAUGGAAAUGGCUGAAGAAGAACGGUUGGAGUACCAACAGCAGAAACUAGCAGCAGAAGAGAAAGCUAGGCAGGAGGCUGAGGAAAGGAGGAAACAGGAAGAGGAAGCAGCAAAGCUAGCCCUGGAAGAAGCCACAAAACUAGCCCAGGAGCAAAUCAGGCAAAAAGCUGCUUUGGACAAACACCUUCAUUUUCAUCAAGAACUCUCUAAAGAAGCCAGUGGCCUACAGUGGACACAGAACAUUUCCAGACCAUGGGUCUACUCAUAUUUCCAGUCCCUACAAAUCCCCAAGCCGUAGGGCUAGAAGAAAAAAAAAAGUAAGUUGAGAAGUGGUGACAGAAAAAAAGCUAUAUUUCUAUAAUAAAGCUCCAGCCUGAGCUCUGUUCCAUUUCAUCUCAACCGUACCUAGGACCUUCCUUACCCUGGAACCUCUCUAUUCCCAGCAUUCUUGCACUCCACAGACUGAUCCAAUAAACUUUUCACUUGCCUAAACCAUUUUGUUUUCUUUAGGACUACAUCAGUUCAAAAGCCUUGGUGUCUGAGCUACCAUUACAUAGUUCCAGUUGGAAAUACUAAGUCUUAGGAAAGUCUGUGUAUCUCAGGGUGUUGAGGGUAGAUAAAAACUGUUACAGCAGUGACUCUGGAUAAGCUAAGAGGGGCUAAUCAUGUCCUUCUAUGAGGUAAAGCCACAAUUUCAGCCUGAAAUCUAACACAAACUUCAAAGGCAUGUUCAGAAUCACUUGAUACAAGUUCAACUGACCAAAAUGGGCUGUGUUUGUGAAGAAAUUCGCUCAAUCCUCAAAGUGCAGUUCUAGAGCAGCAUGUUUGAGUAAGGGAGCCACCUACUACUGUGUAGCUGUUAAAGCUAAAAUAUUGUUCCAUCAUACUAGCCACAGUUAAGUGCUCGAUGGCCAUAUGUAGUUGCUGAGGACUACAUCUGCAAAGAAAUAGAAUUAGUUCCUCAUCUCAGAAAUCCCUGCAUUAAUUUUGAUCCUUGAGAACAAAGGAGAUUUUAUUCCCAACUGUGCCUUGAAGAACCUACUGAUAAAACUAAUCAUCCUAUCAGAAGUGUCAAGUCAUUUCACAACUCUUUAAAUGUCUAAUAAUCACCUCUUUUAACAAAGCAUCACAGAUUGUUAGAAAUACAAUAUAAAAGGACAUUAUACUAAGCAGUAUUUGGGUUUUUGUUUUGUUGGUUGAGACAGGGUUUCUCUGUAUAGCCCUGGCUACCCUGGAACUCUCUUUAAGACCAGGCUGGCCUUAAACUCAGAGAUCUGCCUGCCUUUGACACCCAAAGGUCUUCUCAUUACUUCGAGACACACACACACACACACCCUCUAGAGUUAAGUAGUUGGCCACCCUGCCUGUAUCAGUAAAGACAAAUAUAAAUGCUGGUGCUUGUCUUACUUUAUCCUCUUUACUCAGUUCUGGACCCCAAAGAAUGGCAGAGCCCACACUCAAGUUAGGAAUUUCCACCUCAAGUCUUUCUAGACAUACAUCAAGAUCUUUCCAGGGUGAUUUUAAAUCCAGACAAGUUUACAAUGAAAAUUUAAUUAUGACACUGUCCACAGUGUUCACAAGUAAUUUCCUCCAAUUCCUGUACAAAGCAAAUACCUUGAAUUUGUGGGGACUAUUGUUGGGGAUUAAUACUCACAAGGUAUUUGCUUCAUUCAGGAAUUAUAUUUCUCCAGCCUAAAACUUAGCUAAUUUUCCAUUCUAUACUGUAGGAAUUGAGUAACUUCUUGUUUCAUGUAAAAUAAAAAUAAAAUAGCCAAACACUAUGGAUAAGACCUGUGAAUUUAAAUGUCACAUCAUUUUCUGCUUGCCAACCCUACUUGCAGUCAUUAAUACUCAGCCAGACAACCAGUACACACUCAAGAAUCCAUGUGUGAGGAAACUGCCACUGCUCCUUUUAUUUUCUCCCUUCUUUUGCAAAUCUAGGAUGCUGCACUCAUGCACCACAUAGAAUGGCUACUAAAAAUACGUAGGGUCCUUUCCAAAUAUCAUCUAUUAAAUUUUGCUUCCAAGUGUCUAUUUUAACAGCAUUAGUAUAUCAGUUGAACAUAUUUUUAGGCCAACAGUAGAGUGUAAUUACUUUAGAAGACACCCCACCUCCACACACACAAUGUUAUUUCUGCAACUUCACCACUAAAUGCUGAGACUUCAUUUAGAAAAAGAAAUAAAAUUAUGCUUAACUCUAUAGUCAUGAAUUCUGGAUAGCUCAAAUAAGCAAUCAGGUCUGUUGUUUGAGCUUGACAAGUGAUACAACUCAAAAUUUUUCUACAAUUGAACCUAACUUCCAGUGAAUAUUUAAAAUUAUAAUAGCAAAUGCCAGGUGAUGGUCUAAAAACUCCAAUUUGUACAAUACAAAUAAUUUUAAAGCUAGAGUCAAAUGUAAGAGUUUCUCAAGGCAAUCUGCUUUUUGAGCAAGUUACCUAAAAAGAGUAUGUAAGCUUUAACAGUUUAUAAAAUGCAUAUGCAAUAGGUUUUACUUGCUAGUCAGAUGGCACUGUAUUUUCGAUUCCAUAAAACUGGAUGUGUGGGCUGGUGAGAUGGCUCAGUGGGUAAGAGCACUGACUGCUCUUCGAAAGGUCCUAAGUUCAAAUCCCAGCAACCACAUGGUGGCUCACAACCACUUGAUAAGAUCUGACGCCCUCUUCUGGUACAUCUGACAACUACAGUGUACUUAUAAUAAUAAAGCUCUUUAAACACACACACACACACACACACACACACACAAUUCCAUGAGUCAAUGGAUUAUUCCUCUAUUCCCAGCUGGAAGAAAAGAAAAAUGCAUUAUUUUUAUAUUGGCUGCAAUUAGGUGGCCACUAUUUUAAGGUACAAAAAGAAAAAUGUCAUCUAUAAUUAAUAAGCCUCUAAAGUUGAAAAGUGUUGCUCUGUAAUGCUAACACCUAGGCAGUUAAGUAAGAGAAUAAGGAAUUCAAGGAAUUCAAGGCCAUCUUCAGUUAGUUCCAAACCAGCCUUGGCUAAAUGAGAUUGUCUCAAAAAACUGGAGAAAGACAGGCAUGGUGGUGUGUGGCUUAAUCCCAGUAAUAAAACCAGUAAUGAUAUCCUAUGUUCACCUAUCCAGGAAUAGCACAAUCUAAAGAUAUAACAGUGAGUAUUGUUUUGUUUUGUUUUUUAAGGAUUUAUUAUUAUAUAUAAGUACACUGUAGCUGACUUCAGACGCACCAGAAGAGGGUGUCAGAUCUCAUUAUGGGUGGUUGUGAGCCACCAUGUGGUUGCUGAGAUUUGAACUCAGGACCUUUGGAAGAGCGGUCAGUGCUCUUUACCCGCUGAGCCAUCUCACCAACCCCAACAGUGAGUUUUUAAAAAGGCAUUGUGACUAUAACUAAAUUCUUGAUUCAGAAAACAUUCUAGAAACUUUAAUGCUUCAAAGCCAUUAAAGUCAUUACUGUAUAGUACUAAAGAAAUACUCAUGCAAGAAAAUCCUAUCUGGGGCAUUUCCACUUUUCUCCCUACAUGGCUAAAAUAAAAGGAGCUUCAGUAAUGUUUUUACAAAUAUUGUUUAUUUUAAUGAAGCUGGUACAGACGAUGUCCCUUGAAAACCCAUGUCCCA
Molecule: messenger RNA, 7164 nt
Organism: Mus musculus (house mouse)
Lineage: Eukaryota; Metazoa; Chordata; Mammalia; Rodentia; Muridae
Gene: Gm973
Product: predicted gene 973
Exons: 22
Coding region: 379-3882 (1167 amino acids)
Source: RefSeq, a predicted model, not a curated record